AUGACUUGGAGGUUCAACAUCAUGCUCGUCGCCAUCAUCUCUACCUUUCUUUUGACCCUCAGCCAACAAACUAUUUGCCGCAAAUUUCCCAUCAAUAUCAAGCCUAUUUCGAAUCAUUUCCAUCGGCAAACAUUCGGCACCGGCCCAGGAGGAUGCGUUGUCUACGGCUACCCCUCCACUGGUGGAGUUCUCGUCAAAGAGGCUGACCUUCUCGACAUGCUCUUCCUAUCGGUCUCCCGCUCUCAUGAGUCGCAGCGCUCUCCCAGCCUCAAUGAAGAAGACAGAUUCUGUAAACUCAUGCGACGGACUGGUGCCAAGUGGUGGUCGAGUAGGGAGGAUUGA
This is a messenger RNA of Penicillium antarcticum, 342 nucleotides long. RefSeq lists its product as uncharacterized. Bases 1 to 342 code for a protein of 113 amino acids. The record is from RefSeq and is a predicted model, not a curated record. The transcript has 2 exons. NCBI's taxonomy places the organism in Eukaryota, Fungi, Ascomycota, Eurotiomycetes, Eurotiales, Aspergillaceae.